This is a messenger RNA of Osmerus eperlanus (European smelt), 3407 nucleotides long. It is a transcript of the gene xpc, whose product is annotated as xeroderma pigmentosum, complementation group C. The record is from RefSeq and is a predicted model, not a curated record. The transcript is spliced from 14 exons. NCBI's taxonomy places the organism in Eukaryota, Metazoa, Chordata, Actinopteri, Osmeriformes, Osmeridae. The coding region runs from base 216 to 2981 and encodes 921 amino acids. Gene Ontology annotation, biological process: mismatch repair; nucleotide-excision repair. Gene Ontology annotation, cellular component: cytoplasm; nucleus; XPC complex. Gene Ontology annotation, molecular function: single-stranded DNA binding; damaged DNA binding.
UGUGACGUACGGAACCUCCCCACAACAAUAAUCAAGCUCCUUGCAACAAUCACUUAUGAAAGGGUCUGAGGAGUUGUUGAAUAACCACGACUACAGUCUCUCCUUACACAACCACGCACGGGAAGGCGGAAAUUCCAUUCCACAUCAGCACGGUUCAGCACAUUAACAACAUAAAAUAAUAUUUGCAAUCGGGAUAUUUGCUUGUGAGAGAAAGCAUGGCAAAACGCAAAGUGGCUGCCGAAACGCUUGACAAGACUGAUACAAAGAAGCUGAAACAGGUCUCCAGGGGCAAAGCUGGUGGAACAAGAGGAAAAGUGAAGAAAGAUCCAGAGAAUGAAGAGGAGGAGGAAGUUGAGGUGAAGAGGAAGGCUAAAUCCGUUCCCCGCAUCCCGAGACCUGCCGCCAACCAUGUGACCAAAAAGACCAGCAAAUACUUCCUAGAUAAGUCCCCUACGAAGGUAUCGGAGGAUGAUGAUGAUGACAUUCCCGAUCUCGCCAAGGGCACGGCUGUAGUGCUCCAACCUGUGAAGGAGAAGGAGGAUGAAGAGGAGGAUAGUGAGGAGGAGGAAGAUUGGGAGGAAGUGGAAGAGCUGAGUGAGCCUCUGGGUCCUACUGCUCCAGCAGAGCCUGCCCUGCCCUCCCAGCCUGUGGAGAUCGAGAUCGAGACCCCCGACCUCAUACACAAGAGGCUCAAGAGGGAGAAGAAGAAGGCGGAGUUUGAGACGUACCUGCGACGGAUGGUGAACCGCUUCAACAAGGACGUGGUGGAGGACACGCACAAGGUCCACCUCAUGUGCCUCCUAGCCAAUGGGAUGUUCCGGAACAGGCUGUGCAGGGAGCCUGACCUAUUGGCUAUCACUCUGUCCCUGCUGCCCUCCCACUUCACCAUGGUGACCACGGAACGCCGGGACCAGAACUACCUCUCUGGUCUGCUGAAGUGGUUUGGGGCGACCUUCACCCUGACCCCAGAGCUACCCUGCGAGGAGCGUCCGGACCCCCGGGCCGUGCUGGAGCGCAGGCUAGGCAGCCUGACGGUCAGAGACCACCAGGAGAUGACCCACCUGUUCCUAUUGGUUUUGAGGUCGCUGCAAUUCUUCUGCCGAUUGGUCAUCUCUCUUCAGCCACUGUCCAUGAAGCCCCCAGCGACCAAGGGAAAGGCAAAAAGCAGCCCCCCUGGAAAGAGCCCCCCUGAGAAACCUCCCAAGACCAUCCCCCCCUCUGACACCAAGCCCUCCCCCGGGACCAAGAGAUCUGCCACUGGGGGGAGCGGGGGAAGAGGGGGCAAGAAGCCAAAGAAGGAGGCGUCAACAGGGGUUAAAGAGGAGGAGGACGGGAAGAAGGAGAGGACCACAGUAGGAGGAGGUCAAAAACCCAAGAACUCCACGCGUCGGAGCGUGGCCUCGAAGGUGAGCUACAAGGAGCAGAGCAGCGAGGGGGAGGGCCCGAGCGAGGGGGAGGAGUUUCAGCUGACCAGUGAGGGGGAGAGCGAGGAUUCGGAGGGCGGGGCUCGCCGAGGGAAGCCGGGCAAAGGGAAGGGCAAGACGCCGGCGCGGAGGAGGAGUGGAGGGAGAAGAAACGCAAAGUGUGAAGGGGACGAUGAGGACUGCGAGGAAGAGGAGGAGGAGGAGGAAGAGGAGGAGGGGGCAGGGAAAGCCAAGGGAGCGAAGCAAGGGAGGAGGAAGAACAAAGGCCCGGGGGCAGACGAGUGGCUGGAGGUGUACCUGGACAAAACGGGCUCCUGGGUGUGUGUCGACGUCUGCCAGGGGGUGGGGCAACCCCAGCUGUGUUCCCAGAGUGCAACGCAGCCGCUGACGUACGUGGCGGCCGUGGACGACGAGGGGAACCUGAAGGACCUCAGCAGGAAGUACGACCCCAACUGGAUGACGUCGUCCAGGAAGAGGCGCGUGGACGAGGAGUGGUGGGAGGAGACCCUGGAGCCGUUCCUGGGGGAGGAGACCGAGAGGGACCUGCAGGAGGACAAGGAGCUCCAGGCCAGACUGCUGGACAGGCCUCUGCCCACCUCAGUGGCCGAGUUCAAGAACCACCCUCUGUACGCUCUGGACAGACACCUGCUCAAGUACGAGGCUCUCUACCCCCCCACGGCGACCAUCCUGGGGUACUGCAGGGGAGAGCCGGUCUACUCCAGGGACUGCAUUCACACGCUGCAUUCCAGAGACACCUGGCUAAAGGAGGCCAGGACUGUUCGUCUGGGUGAGGAGCCCUACAAAAUGGUUAGGGGUUUCUCCAAUCGCUCCAGGAAAGCCAGGAUGAUGUCAGAGGAAAAGGACAAAAAUGACCUCCCUCUGUUUGGGGACUGGCAGACGGAGGAGUACCAACCGCCCAUAGCCGUAGAUGGCAGGGUGCCUCGUAAUGACUAUGGGAACGUGUACUUGUUCAAGCCCUGCAUGUUGCCAGUGGGCUGUGUCCACCUGCGCCUGCCCAACCUGCACAGAGUGGCCAAGAAGCUGGAGAUGGACUGUGCUUCUGCCAUCACCGGCUUUGACUUCCACGGUGGCUAUUCUCACGCUGUGACCGACGGCUACAUCGUGUGUGAGGAGCACGAGGAGAUCCUGCGUGCGGCCUGGGUGGAGGACCAGGAGAUCCAGAAGCAGAAGGAGAAAGAGAAGCGUGAGAAGCGGGCUGUGUCAAACUGGACUCUGCUGGUGAAGGGCCUACUGAUCAAAGAGAGGCUGAAGCGGCGCUACGGUCACCAAGGCCCCAAGGAUGGAGGGGGGCUUGGCCAGGCCAACAGCCAGGACAGGGAAGGCAAAGCUGGGCUAUCGUCGGACGAGGAGGAGGAGGAUGGUGGUGAGGCUAGCGGUCCUGCUAGCCAGACUGCUGCUGUUACCUUUGCCCAGUCCUGGCCCCAGAACAGGCAGGAGGAGCAGGACCAGGGUUCAGCCAGUGGAGCGAAGAAGAGUACCACAAAACGAGAGAAAAGAGGCCAGCAGAAACACAUGUUCCCCUUUGAGAAAGUAUGACUUCAAACCCUCCAUCACAUCUAACUCUUAUCUGGGACAAAAUGUGUUCAUGUAUACUUCCAAAAGAGCAAACCAGGAGUUUCAGUUUCAUCUCCAGAUCAUCUGUUGUGUGAUGCUAACUUUGUGGUUUUGAACAUCACUGUGGAGGUUUAUCAGAUAGUAUGUCAUUUUGACUGUAGUAACAGUCAUCUCCUCUUGCUUUGUAAGAGGAGAUGUAGGAGUCCCCCUCCUACUGGAUGUUCAACUGAACCUGAAACCGCCGGUCCUCACUGCCCUCCUCCUGUCCCACGGGUGGAUAUAUUUAGAGGAAAAUACUCAUUUUCUGUGUGUGUGUGGGGGGACUAUAGUGUGUUUCUGUGUCCUGUGUAUUAAUAAUGGAUAACAUUGUUGAUGUUUUGUAUCAAAUCUAUUUUUUCAAAAAACGUA